AUGUUGUUCCUCUACAACUGUGGUGAGCUCAGGGUUGGGCAGAGAAGCUUGGAAGGGCCAGCCAAUGGGGUGUGUGAACUUGAAUUGGAACCUCCCAUUCAACUCCUUGUGUUCAAUGAGGAGGUUGGUCUUGCAAAACUUGAUGUCCAUCCACCUGGCUCAGUGCCUUCUCUCAGUUGGUGCCUUCCUUGCAAAGAAGGUGUUGGCAAGGCCUUGUGCACAUAUCUCAGCACUGGACUCCUGAUUGAGCAGCCUUGGACCUUGAGGAAGAGUACUCCUUCAGCGAUUGUAGCCCAAACCUUUGGAGCUCAUUUCCUUGAUAUCCCAAUGGUUCCCUUCUCCAUAGUUGAACCAAACAAGAUCUCCAAGCUGCCUGAAGGUGACCAUCUCUUUCUCCUUGCCAAGAACGUGAUCCAUCCCCAACCUUGA
Microthlaspi erraticum is the source of this 429-nucleotide messenger RNA. Lineage: Eukaryota; Viridiplantae; Streptophyta; Magnoliopsida; Brassicales; Brassicaceae. The record is from the annotation of a GenBank genome assembly.